AUGGACGUCCUUAAGCUCCUCACGCGAUCCACAAAAUAUUCGAAAGCAAAUUCCCAUCAAACUAGUGCCUCGAAAACCCCAUCAAGCGGCCAGACGAACAACCCGCAACUCUUCGCGAGCCAUGCGCCAAAAUGUGACGAAUCCGAGCCACCUCGCAAAAAGAGAAAGGCAGAAAACGGCGACGGUGAUCUUCCGCAGGAGCUAAAUUUCUUCGCCGAACCGCUGCAGGCAGCAGCAAAAGGCGACGGUGACGGCAGAAACAGGCAAGGCGGAGCAGGAAAGUCUAAGAAAGAGACCAAAUUCUCUACAGACAAAAUCCAGGAGACUACCGAUGGAGUUGGUACAGACAAGCCAGUAUUGGGUGAGGAAGAAUGCAAAAAGAUCCUGCGCACCCACAAAAUUAAGAUAACCGUGUUGGAAAAUCUGCAGGCAGACCUUGUCACCAAAAAGCGCGAGAAACAUAGCAAGAAAAAGAAGCGUAGCAACGCUGAGGAGGCGCCUGUGAAGAAGAAAACAGAAAUAUAUCCCCAGCCGUUGCAGGAUUUUGAGCAUUUGCGGACACGUUAUGGCGUACACGGGCGCAUUGUGAGAAAUAUCAGGCAGCAAGCGUACACCAUACCUACAGAGGUUCAGCUCGGCUCUUUGCCUCUCCUCCUGAGCUCCUCGACCGAUCUGGAAGAUUCUGUCUGGGAAACGCCCAAUCUCCUCGCGGUGGCCCCAACAGGCAGUGGUAAAACCCUUGCAUUCCUCAUACCUGUAGUUGAUUCAAUUGCAAAGCUCAAGGCAUCUUCGAACGAUGAAACCCUUGCCGACGGGGAUGAUGUCACGCCCAGAGCUAUUGUGGUCGCGCCUACAAAGGAACUGGCUUCACAAAUUGUGAACGAAGGCAGAAAGCUCAGCCAGGGAACCAAAGUCAAGUUUGCGCUUAUGCGCAAAGGCAUGGAGGUUGUCGAACGAACCGAGCCCGCAACUACAAGUGACGACCGCACAUCCGAUGAUGAUAGUGAUAGUAGUGUAGUGGAGCCUAAUGAGACUACAGGGCCUGCAAAAACGAGAAAAAGGGGACAACUGGUCAAGGCCGAUAUCCUUGUAUCGACACCGCUGGCCUUGGUGAAUGCAUUGACUGAUACUACUGGGACUACGCUGCCCCUUCGCGGUGCAAGGUAUCUUAUCCUCGAUGAGGCUGACGUCCUCCUAGACCCUUUGUUUCGAGAACAGACACUAUCGAUCUGGAAGAGCUGUACUUCUCCAUCUCUUCGUGUCAGCCUCUGGUCAGCAACGAUGGGUUCAAAUGUCGAGUCGCUUGUAGUGUCUACAAUCACUUCGCAAAGAAAGGCAGUCGAACUGUCAAUGAAGCAGACUUCGAUGGGCUCAAGCAGACCUCGACGAGCUCCUAUUGUCCGUCUGGUCAUAGGAUUGAAAGAUACUGCCGUGCCCAACAUAACUCACAAACUCGUAUACUGUGCUACGGAACCCGGAAAGUUGUUGGCCGUCCGUCAACUUCUUCGGCCUACCUCGUCGACCGACUCUGCAUUACGUCCGCCGUUCCUUAUCUUCACCCAGACGAUUCCCCGUGCACUUGCGCUUCACGCGGAACUUCAAUAUGAUAUACCUCCUGAAGCAGGUGGUUCCGCACGGAUCGCUGUACUGCACUCCAGCCUUUCCGAAACCAUACGCGCAAAUACACUAGCUCGAUUUCGCAAGGGUGAGGUAUGGGUGCUUGUCACAACGGACCUGCUUGCUCGGGGUGUUGACUUCAAGGGCUUAAAUGGCGUGGUCAAUUAUGAUGCUCCUGCCAGUGCUGCGACCUAUGUGCACCGUGUCGGACGCACUGGUCGUGCUGGUCGUGACGGGGGUAUAGCAGUGACGCUUUGGGCUAAAGAGGAUGUGCCGCAUAUGAAAAGCAUCACGAACGUGAUUGCAGCCGCAGAAAAAUUGCGCGGAAAGGAAGGUGUCCCUAGUGAAGAUCUAGUUGGCGAUAUAAAGAGCCAACAAUGGCUGUUCGAUAGUCUACCCACGCCCAGCAAAAACGAGAAGAAGUCGCUUAAAAAAAGAGGCGUGGAAGCCAGGAGACCGGGAGCAAAAUUAGCCAAGGGUGUCGGUAAAAUCAGCACAAAGGUCGAAGCCAGAAAGCGUAAGAAGAGUCAAUCAAAAGGUGCAGGUGGUGAUGACGUCGACUCGGAUGAAUUUAGCAGUUGA
Pseudovirgaria hyperparasitica is the source of this 2199-nucleotide messenger RNA. RefSeq names its product P-loop containing nucleoside triphosphate hydrolase protein. Gene Ontology annotation, biological process: maturation of SSU-rRNA. The record is from RefSeq and is a predicted model, not a curated record. Gene Ontology annotation, molecular function: ATP binding; nucleic acid binding. Lineage: Eukaryota; Fungi; Ascomycota; Dothideomycetes; Acrospermales; Acrospermaceae. The transcript has a single exon. Gene Ontology annotation, cellular component: 90S preribosome. Bases 1 to 2199 code for a protein of 732 amino acids.